Molecule: messenger RNA, 6226 nt
Organism: Leucoraja erinaceus (little skate)
Lineage: Eukaryota; Metazoa; Chordata; Chondrichthyes; Rajiformes; Rajidae
Gene: elmod3
Product: ELMO/CED-12 domain containing 3
Exons: 14
Coding region: 1178-2431 (417 amino acids)
Source: RefSeq, a predicted model, not a curated record
ACCACCACCUUUUAUAAGGGUUUAUGAAGUAAAUGUGGCUGAAAGGCAACGAUUACACCGACCUUUAUCCAAUCUGGGCAUGUCAGGGUUAACCUGACAGGGUAUUCAGUAAAAAUAUAAAUAAAUCACCAAAUAAUAUACAGAGGGGGCAAUUGAUGUUGAGUUGCUUGUGCUGAAUGUCACCGUGUUGUGUGUUGCCGUUUCCCACGGCUCCAUGAUGAAUCUGGGUCAAUGUUUUAGACUUGCAGCUUCACCAGCUCUUCACCUCUCUCUCUUUCUUUCAUUCUCUCAUUUUUCCUUCUUUUUCUUCCUUCAUUUUUGAAACCCUCCCUGCAGCCACUUUUCACCCUGAGGAGCGGCCAAGAGUGGAGAGUGGCCAUCGCUGGUGGAAUCCAUGCUGCAACAAGGCGUUAAAGCUUGCCCAUUAAAAAAGCCCCGGUGAAAGGAGGCACCUGCUAGACCAGUAACGUUAGCGAUGGGAUGAACCAGAUGAUUCUGCUUCAAUCAAAUUUAAACAAGAUCUUUGAAGGGAUGAAUAAUUGCUAGAAAAUCUUUGCAUACUGAGAAGUUCCUCAAUCCUUCAGUGCAAGAACCCAAGGGAUCACUAUCGUAACAACUCUACGACAACAGGCAGCAAAGCUUUGAACAUCAUUGAACAAAUGUUUGAAACAGAUUUCGCGGUUUGAGAACGGCCUACAAAGAAUAAUAUUUUCUCACCAAAAAAGCAACACAUAUUUCCCUUUGUGCAGCACACAUCAAAUUAAAUGACUGGGUUUUGUAAUAAAUUCAUUGUCAGCUUCCUGUGCUGUAUACGAGUUGGCCAGUGCUUAUCGUUGCUGCACAUACAACAGGAACUCCAGCUGCACCUUCCUUAACUGUACAACCACUGAGGGAACAGGGGGACAGGAAUUAAUACAGGGCACGACAUUAUAUAGAAAGAAUCAGACUGCUUUUGUGUGAGAGACUCGAGACCAUUUGGCUAUAAAGAUGUGUAGGUUAAUUUCUGCACCAAUCCAAACAUCGGUUGUUGAAGAGUUCUGGUUUUGUUCUGUGCUGGUACACUUCCACCCUGGAACCAAGGCUCUCUGUUGAGAGAGUUAAGAGAUCCCUGCUUUCAGCCUACUCGGCAUCUCUGAGCAGAAGCAAAAGGCAUUGCCAUAGGAACCUGCAGGAAACAAUGGACGGGGACCAGCUUUGUAGGACGAAGGAGAAGGUGUUGAACUUUCCUGGUAUGGGGAAUUGUGCUCCGGGCUCUCUUCAAGAACAGCACAGUUACAAAAAUGGUUUGUUGGGUUUGUGUCUGCGCCCGCAGGUGACUGACGAUGCAUGCAAUGGGAAAACAAUGCUGAAAUCUAUACCAAUUUCUACUUUGAAACACAAUGGGCUUCUACAAUCUCUUACAGCUGGAGGGGGUGAGCGGACACAUGAUGAGGUGACUCUGAAGAUGUUGCAGGCAGAGGCAGAAUGGGAAGCUUUGGAAACAGCACAAAGAGAAUUACCAUUGGAGGAACGGGAAGAUCCGACUGACGCCACAGGAUGCACUCUGCUCAUCUCCUUUAACGAGGCUCUUCAGCAUUUUCAAACAGCGGAUCUCUACGAGUACAGGAAGAACAUCCAGCCAAUUGUACGUAGGACCGGGUUUUCUGCCAUCACCCAUUUUCUUUUUGGUCCUCCACGGUUGCACAAGGAGUUACAGGAAGAACGGGAUCUGGUAUUUGCCAUUGCCCAGUGUUCCCUGGACAACAGUCAGAAAGUUCACAUUCGAGUUUUGCAGACAAUUUACAAAAAACUGACGGGGGCAAAAUUUGACUCUGCAAGAUAUGGCACACACUGGGAACAACUAGGAUUUCAAGGUGAAGAUCCAGGGACUGACCUGCGUGGGACCGGGUUCCUUGGCCUGAUGCACACUUUAUAUAUGGUGAUGGACCUGCAGACUCUACCUUUGGCUCGUGACAUCUACAAACUGUCACACCAUCCGACACAAAAUUUCCCUUUCUGUCUGAUGUCCAUUAAUAUCACCAGAAUCGCUAUCCAGGCUCUGAGGGAAGAAUGUCUAUCCAAAGAAUGUAAUCGAAGACAGCAAGUGAUUGCAGUCCUGAAUGAUUUCUACGCGGCAGCAUUCCUGCAUCUUUAUCAGAUUUGGAAAACAGAGCACAAAACCAUCAGUGAUUCAGGAUUUGUUCUUAAAGAGGUUGAAACGUUUGCCAAAAAGAAUCCAAAGCAACUGCUGAAAAAGUUGGAAACGUACUUGAUGGAGCGUCAGAAUGGGAUGGUCCUACUCACGGACAAAGUGUCCCUCAGUGUUAACCACGCUGGGAUGAGGCCAAAAUCCACGUCGGCUGCAAACACCAAAGAGAUUAAUUUUAUGGGCGUGUGUGAGCUGGAGCCAGAGCCAGAGCCAGAGUCUGAGGGUGAGGUGCGGCUAAUCUGAAACUAGGUGUGAGUGAUUGGGAAAGAUAAUCGGCAUCACCACAUGGCAGGGAUGUGACGACUAUGGCAUGCACUACUCAUGUACUGGACAUUAUACAAUGCUGGCAUUAAACAUACACAACAACGUAAGUGCAGUAGAACCUUGGCUUCUCCUAAUAACAGUGGCUUGCAAAUGUGUAAUUGUUGUAGGCGUACUGUAUUAGCUCAUAUAAUCAGUUCUGCUCCAGCUUGAACACUCAAGUGCUGUUUCCAGAUAAUGCUAGAACACAGAAGCUUUCUGCUACCUUUCUAAAACUGUUCCUCGGUUGGAACAUUACCUUACUCAGGAGAGAAGAACAUAUUAGUUCCUUUUAACAAUGAUGCGGUCUGUGCUGGGCAUAGUUUGAACUCUACUUUUUAAGUGACACUAAUUAGCUUUAAAUCUGAAUUAGUGCUGUCAGUAUCAAUACAGAAAGCUUAAAGAUGCAAUACCACUAUCUCUAUUCUGGUUGGCAAAAUGAUUUUGGUUCAUAUUAUUCAACUGAAUGGAAAGAAUCUUAUUUCAAGGUGGACACAAAUGCUGGAGUAACUCAGUGGGACAAGCAGCAUCUCUGGAGAGAAGGAAUGGGUGACGUUUUGGGUCGAGACCCUUCUUCAGUCUGUAGAACGGUCUCGACCCAAAGCGUCACCCAUUCCCUCUCUCCAGAGAUGCAGCCUGUGUUACUCCAGCAUUUUGUGUGUCUACCUUUGAAUUAAACCAGCAUUUGCAGUUCUUUCCUACUUAUUACAAGGUGGUUCUCUCCUACCCUGAUUUCUAUCUUAACCACACAAACUUGUUGACCUAAGUAUUUGAUGUGAUCAAAACACAUGUAACACCUGACAGCCCUACAUGGUUCUACAGUUUUCUCAUUCUGUAGUACUUGUUCAGACAGCAAGUUGUGGGCCAGGCACCAAAUAGAAAACUGAUUCUGAAUGAGCUGAAAACUUCUUCAAACCCAUGAAAGUUUUAGAAUUUCAUACAAAGUCCAAUCAAUAGUUGCAAGUGACAGGCUAGUUACAUGUAGUCCUGCAUAUGGUCCAAUCGUUGAGUAUUCUUGCAUCUUUAUAUUCUGUACCUUCACAUUUAUUUACAAGCAAACUAUUCAGCUGUGCAGAGUGUUGAGCCUUGUGUGGCUUUUAUCUAUUUUUUUAUGGUGUGCUGUUCCCCUCCUUCAACACUCGUGAGUGCUAGAUCAGACACGUGGUACGGCUACUGUCCUGUGUAAUUGCUGAUCAGUUUAUGGUACCAGUAACAUUAGAACUUCCAAGAAAACGCUUGCUAGCCUUGGUUUGUUCUAUGUAUGUACUGUAAUAUGUUUUAAAUGUACUCCUAAAUUGGACUGUUAGGUUAUCAGAGAUCUUUAGUUGUGACAUUAAAACUUGUCCACGAUGGGGAACCUUCGUUGAUCUGUACCUCUGAAGUGAUUGAGGUUAAAUUCCAGCUGUAGCUUUCAUUGCAUUUCUCCAGCGUCCGACAGGUUGCAGUGAAUCCUCUUCGUGACGAGCAGUAAAUGAAACCCUUCAGUAUGAUGGUAUGCAGUGUUUUGCGGAUGCUUUUGUGGGAUAUUUGGUUUGAGGAGAAAAUAAUUUUUGUCUGAUUCUUUUGAAUUUAGAUUCAAAGUAUAUGGAAUAUGUGUCCUUGAACACCACAAGGGUUUAAACAUAUCAGAGUUUGUUGUUUCCACCAUGAAUUCAUUCACGAGAAGUUAUAAAGGAGAAGAUUGCUGCAUGGAAUUUGCCAAUGCAGAGAUCUGUGUUGAUAAAACAUGUGUAAAGACGGGCAAAUUGUGCACUUUAGCAAUUAUUAGUCACAUAUUGCACUUUGCUGAGAUUCCUUAGAAAAUCUUGGUAAUAUAUCUGGAAUAAGCUAAAGUAGAAGUAGGCAUCACAGAUUGGUGAAACGGAAUGGAACUAUGAGAUGCUUCUGUGCUGGAUAUUAUCUGUUUAUUGGAACGGGUACAUUUGUUUUUCCCCCGACUCCAUUUACAUAGUGAAUGGCAUUUUAUAGAUGCUAACUCCCAAUAGUUUUAGAUUUUCUUGCAUCCUUGUACUGAGGUCAAUAUUUGGAAACUUGGCAUGUAGUGAUUGUACAAGCCCUUGUCUGACAUUAUUCUAGCAGUUUAUGUUGUGUCACCAGAUGCACAAGCUGCAGUGAAACAUAUAGCCAGUGGUAAGCUUGGGUAUCUUUUAACUCUGCUUGAAUCCAGAACACACUUUCUGCAUUUCCAUUCAGGAGAGAGAUAUUAUAAUAAAUGUGUAAGGAAUCAGUUGCUAUUAAAUAUGUCCAAUCAAUGUAGAUUAGCAAACAAUGCAGCCAAUGUAACAUUGAAUUAAGCUAGAGGAUCCGACCACUCUUGUUUCUGAUCUGGAGAUGGUGCAGGGAAUAGUAAUGAGUGUGAGCCUAUUUCUGGGGUUAAAAACAGAACAUGUCAGGCAACAUAUUUGGAGAGAGUUAAGGCAAGGUGAUAAUCUUUCAUCAACACUGCUGUACGGAAAGGCUGGACAAACAAAGUCUUAGAGGAUUAAAAAAAUGAUAUUAUGGAAAAUGGUCAAAAUUAAAAAUUUAGGAUUUGAACAAGGAAGCAGCAUAAAGCUGGUAAAUGGCAAUACGGAACGAGCUGCAAAAUAUUGGAUGACAGAGAAACUGAUUAUGUAGAAGAGACCUAUAGAAAUAGUAGUAGAUGUGAAAAUUGUCCAGGCAUUUGAGAAACUGGUGCAUGCUGUUGUGGACAUUUGAGGAUGAUUCGGCCCAUGAUGGAUUAAGCGGCUUUCCUCACCGACAGUUAUCUUGUAAUUGGAUUCUACCUUUCGAUUAAUGACCAAAUUUCAUUCAAAUUGGGCAAAAACGACUUGGAUUUUAAAAUGAAUGGGAGACUCUUGAACAUUGUGCAUUGUUAGGCAUCUGUCAGAAUAGGAACAUUAACAAUGAACAUUUCAGUAAAGUGGGAGGAAAGAGGCAUUACAUUUGCAGUUUAUUUAAACAAAUUUAGGGCAUAUCUUGUCUAGGUUGGAAGGACAGGUGAGAACUAAACUUUUACUGGUGGUGUUGGUAGGGGGGCAAUGAACUAACAGCACACAGAUGCUUAACAGAUAAAAUUAUAAUAUAUUAAAAAGGCAUGCCUUUUUUCGAAAGCCACUUACCAACCAAUAUUAAUCAAAUUUGGUGACAACACUGGAAACAGCUGCAUGGGAGGUUGAGAGAUGCUAGAAUACCAAUGGCUCUGGUUUCCUGGAAGUGUGCUGUUUGAUUGUCGAUGCAAUCUGCCAACAUACUCCACACUUCUCCACACUGGCCACUGUUUGUGAUGAGGUUGGGCCAAUUCAGAAUUUGGGAAUUGAGUCCUUACCCAUUUUAGAGUUAGAAACAGGUCUGGGAUUUGAACAAGUUUGCUGAUGGAUCCAAUAAACUACAUUAAAUGUCCUGUAGCAAUUGUGCAGAGAUGAGAUGAAUACUGGGGACCUGCGAAAUUCUGCCUGAAAUUCUUUCAAACAUUUUUUGGGCUAUUGAAGUCACUGCAGGUAAUGUGACUGUUUCAAAAGUUUGAUGUUUUAUUGACAGUUCUCAUUUAUUCUGUGAUUUCUUAUUGUUUUCUUUGCUCAAACACAGAUUAAUUAUUGUUAUUACUUUUAAGCAGGAUUUCACUAAUAAGCACUGUGAUUGGUUGUAUUCAGGAUGUAAGAUUAGCACUGUGGUCGUACUUGGGAUGUCAUGGUAACAUAAGCACUAAACAUCUUUAUUUUUGCAUCCAUUAAAUUUUAUGUUUUUAAAAUAAAAAAA